AUGGGUAAACACUCUCGCACAAAGAUGCCACCAUCGAAGACACUCAGUCGAAAAGAAAGGAGAAAAGAGGAAAGAAAGCUUAAAAAGGCCAGAAGAGAUGCAUUUGCUCAGCGUAAAUUUGACGUAAUCAAAACACUGAAAAAUGUUGAUACGGCUUUCAAAGCCAAGUGUCAACAAGAAAAAUUAGAAAGACUUAAGCUAAAAAAGAGCAAGAAGAAAGUAGAAAAGAAAGAGGAGAAAAAAGCCGUGGACAAUUCCAGAGUUGAAGGACUGCGGCUUGCAAUUCAGCGAGAUGAAAAAGAGUUAAAACAAUUAGAAAAGCAUUUGAAGUUUAGAAAAAAGAAAGGAAAAACAAAUAUACCUUCUUCAUUUGUCACUGAUGGGCUGGACUACAUCUUAGAAGCAACUGACUCUGAGAAAAUUAAAACAUUUGAGGAUGUCACUGCUGACAUCAUGAACAGCAAAGACAGCUCAGACUCUGAAACUGAUUCUGACAUAGAAGCACUCUUGGGACAAGAUGAUGAAUCAGAUAUUGAGGAGGAAGAACCUGAUUCAAGUCUAGUAUGGGAUCCAUCAGCCAAAGCUACAAAAUCCAUUCUUAAAGUUAAGACAAAGAAACCCCAAGCACAGGACAAGAAAGUGAAAUUUGCCAAGGUUGAUGACAUUGAUGAUGAAAAUGGUAACCAGGAUUCUGAUGAGGAAGAUGAUGAUACUGCUGAAGAAGAUGAAAAGGAUAUUGAUGAUACUGAUGAAGAGGAUGUGGAUGCAUCUGAGGAAUCAGCUAGUGGUGUGAUGUCUGAUGAAAAAGAUGUCAGUGACGAUGAUGACUGUAUCCAAGAAGACAAACUGCCUGAGUUGGGCGUAUCUAAAAAACAUAAAAGAGAUGAGGAAUCUGAACUGAAAGAAGAUAUCUAUGGCCGGCUGAGAGAUGCUCAGGGCAAUGUGGUAAAACCAGGUGCUGCAGGAGCAUAUGUCCCUCCAGCGAAAAGAGCUAUGAUGGCAGGGGCCCCGAAUGAAGCACUGCAGAAAAGACUCAAGGGCUUUGUUAACAAAGUCAGUGAGGGCACCAUUCAAGCAAUCAGUUCUCAGGUAGAGGCUUUAUACUUAGACAACAGCAGAGCAGACGUCAACGAAACGUUGACUGGACUCAUUAUGGAGGCAGUUGUGACACCAGUGCUUUGUCCUGAGAGACUGGCAGAAGAACUGGCCAUGCUGGUGGCAAUCCUCCACAGUAAUGUGGGGUCUGAAGUGGGAGCAUUUGUUCUACAAAAGUUGAUCAGAAAAUUUGCAGAUUUACUUCUUGAAUCAGAUUAUGGAGCAGGAAAACUGAUGGAAAAUACAUUACUUCUGAUUGCCAAUAUUUACAACUUUAAGGUAACUCAUUCAAAACUGAUAUUUGACAUCAUGGAGAAAUUUAUGCUAUCUUUUGGAGAAAGAGAUAUUGAACUGCUACUACAUGUACUAAAAGCUGUUGGAUUUAGUUUGCGCAAAGAUGACCCUGCCCGGUUAAAACAGGCCAUCCUGGAUAUUCAGGCAAAAGCUCAUUCUGCUGAGAGCUCUGGUACCGAUGGUUUGAAGUCGAGGAUUCGGUUUAUGCUGGAUGUGCUGAUGGCGAUUAAAAACAACAACAUGCGCAAGAUACCUGGCUAUGAUUCAACUCACCUAGAACAUCUGAGGAAAAUUAUCAAAAACUUUAUGAAAGGUCAUGGAUUGGGAGAGGACCAGUUGACAAUUAGCCUUGAAGAUCUAUUGAAAGCUGAUCAUUCUGGGAAAUGGUGGAUUGUGGGCUCUGCUUGGGAAGGACGUAAGGACUCUAUUGAGAACAUCAAAGAGGCCAAAUCAAAGGUGGAGACAUCAGUGGUUGGUACAGUGACCAAACAGCUGCUCACGCUGGCAAAACAACAAGGCAUGAACACAGAUAUCCGCAGACAUAUUUUCUGUAUACUUGGGACAAGUGAGGACUUUGAAGACGCCUUUUCAAGGCUACUGCGGUUAGGACUUAAUCGCACCCAGGAAAGGGAGAUAAUCCAUGUAUUAGUUCAUUGCUGUUUGAAUGAGCGCACAUACAACCCAUUUUACAGUUUCCUGGCCCAGAAAUUCUGCACGUUUGACAGAAGAUUCACAAUGACUGUGCAGUUCACUAUGUGGGACAAGUUUAAAGAAAUUGAUUCCAUCGAUACAGUCGCUAGGAAUAAUUUGGGCCAGCUGCUAUCCCAUCUUCUCGUGACAAAGUCCCUUUCUUUGUCAAUUUUCAAGGUUGUGGAGUUUGGUAUGGAGAGCAAGAAGAUGAUUCGGUUGAUGGCACAGGUCCUGACUGAGGUUCUCAGCAGCUCCAAGGAGACUACAGUGUUGGAAAUAUUUGAGCGUAUAGCGCCAUUCCCCAAACUCAACACACUGAGGCAUGGAUUACAGGUGUUCAUGAAAGUUCAUCUCAAGAACAAGGGCUUGCCAGAAUCUACUAGAGAAUUAUUACAAGAGAGGAUAGAAAAAGCAGAUUCUGCCAUGUUUAGUCAUCAGGCUUCCAAUAUGUUGUUGUAG
Molecule: messenger RNA, 2538 nt
Organism: Candidula unifasciata
Lineage: Eukaryota; Metazoa; Mollusca; Gastropoda; Stylommatophora; Geomitridae
Source: the annotation of a GenBank genome assembly